Aspergillus steynii IBT 23096 is the source of this 1377-nucleotide messenger RNA. RefSeq names its product WD40 repeat domain-containing protein. Gene Ontology annotation, biological process: spliceosomal snRNP assembly. NCBI's taxonomy places the organism in Eukaryota, Fungi, Ascomycota, Eurotiomycetes, Eurotiales, Aspergillaceae. Gene Ontology annotation, molecular function: RNA binding; protein binding. Gene Ontology annotation, cellular component: SMN complex. Bases 352 to 1377 code for a protein of 341 amino acids. The transcript is spliced from 6 exons. The record is from RefSeq and is a predicted model, not a curated record.
CUACUCCGUCACGGGCUGGUGGUCUGUCUUGUUCCUCGGUGGAAUCGCGGUGGAAGGAUCUGUUUUCUUUCCAUUGACUCAACCUGGUUCCCUGGGAUCUCCCACUCAUUUCUGAAUACGACCCCGCCGCUCUGUGCUCAUGACUUGACGAGACCGACGAAUUUUCUUCUGUACUUCUACUACUCCGUAAAUUCUCUGCUCGCUUUCUGUCCUGGAAAGAUCUGUCUUGCCUUAUCUCAUCAUAUACCACUUUAUUGUUCCUUCGCCAGCCGCAUCGGUUGGCCUUCGCGUGUCGAGUGCAAUUCGUUUAGAUUAUCUUCAUCGUUGAUUUUCUGCUAAUUGGAACCCAAAAUGGCGUCUGAUAUCCCCAAAGUCGUACCCCUGACAUGCCACGGACAUUCCCGUCCCGUGCCGCAUAUCAACUUCUCUUCCACAGUGGAAGAUGACCAGUAUUAUCUUUUGUCCGCCUGCAAGGACAACAACCCUAUGCUCCGUGAUGGCAUCACGGGUGACUGGAUCGGUACCUUCCUCGGCCACAAAGGUGCCGUCUGGCAAGCCCGUCUCUCCACGGACGCUACCAUCGCAGCUACCGCUGCGGCUGAUUUCUCCGCCAAAGUCUGGGACACCCACACGGGAGAAUGCCUGCACACCCUGCAACACUCGCACAUCUGUCGAGCCGUCGCAUUCCCCCUGCAGCCGUCCCCCCAGGUGCUCGCCACCGGCGGGUUUGAAAAGAAGCUCCGCAUCUUCGACCUCUCGCGCGGCAGCAACGCCUCGUCGCCGACCUACGCGUCCGCUCCCGGCGGUGGGGGCGAGAACGGCGCGCCCGCAGCUACCAGCUACGAGAUCGGCCCCGGCGUGCACACGGGCACCAUCAAAUCCAUCGUCUGGAACCAGGAUUACAACAUCCUGACCACCGCCGCGGAGGACCGCAAGAUCCGAUGGUGGGAUCUGCGCUCCCGGCACCCGAUUUUCGAGCACGCCGUUGACGGUCCCAUCGGGAGCUGCGAGCUGAAUACCCUCGCCGUGAGACCCAAUGAUCCGGGCAUUUUGACCGUUGCGGCGGGCAAAUCCGUCUAUUUGUUUGAUGGCGCCAGUCCCGGUCGGAUGCUCAAGCAGUCAACCUUCAGGUAUGAGGUUGCUAGUGCGGCGGUCAACAAUGAGUCCGGCAAGCUGGUCACCGGUAGUGCCGAUGAUACUUGGGCUAGGGUUUAUGAUCUCCGGACGGAUGAGGAGUUGGAGGUCCAAAAAGGCCACCACGGCCCCAUCUGGUCCGUCAGCUUCUCUCCCGACGGCAAGCUCUACGGCACCGGAAGCGAGGACGGCACGAUCAAGUUGUGGAAGGCGUGUCGGGAGCCGUAUGGCCUGUGGCGCUGA